Adineta ricciae is the source of this 1710-nucleotide messenger RNA. Lineage: Eukaryota; Metazoa; Rotifera; Eurotatoria; Adinetida; Adinetidae. The record is from the annotation of a GenBank genome assembly.
AUGGACGAUGAACAGUCUCAUCUUCUUUCAACAACAAUGAAUCUACCAUCAAAUGAAGCACGAGAACGAUUGCAUAGUAUCAUGACAAGUGACAUGGCUGAAGCUAUUGAACAAAUUAAUCUCACAUUGGAAGCAUGUAAUACGAAGAAAAUGCGUCUACUUAACCGACUUGAUGAUGUUGCUAUAGCACUCGAUGCUGUUCGAACUGAAUGCAGUUGUAUCGAUACAACAAUCGUAAGUAAAAUUUUACAUUUAAAUAAAUUAGCUACACAAAUUGUUCAACAAAUGGCGCUAGUGAGCAUUCCUGAUCCGCCACUACCACCUGAGCCGAUUACCCUGCCUCCGGUUGAAAUUGAUCUGUCAAGUGUUCGUCAACAAUUGAGCGGUCUUGAUCAUAAGGUUAAAGGUCUAGACCAACUUUUACGAGAAAAAGAAGAAACCGUUCUGUACGUUAUCAAUAAACGGCCAGGCAAUGGAGAUAUUACAACAGCUGCUCAUUCUCCUGUACGCUUGAGAGGCAAAAAACACGACUAUGUUGAUCAUCAAAUGUCGAAACUACAGACGUUAGUACGAAAUAUACGAGUUGAGGAGCAUAGUCACCAUUACAGAAGUCAUCUUCGUCAGCCACCAUCAAGACGAGUCACUCAUGAACUAUCUCCGCUUGAUGAUGAAGAAGAUAGCAGUCAGACAAAUGGUCAAGUCAAUGGUCAUCGUACACAAGAUGAUGAAGAAGAUGAAAUAUCUCAUGACUCCGAUCAAACAACCGUAGGGCCAUAUACGCUAUAUCUGCAAGAAAAAACCGAAGAUCUAAGUACAAAACAAGCCAAUGUUCGCCAUUCGAUGACAAACAGUAACUACACAGACCGAUCUCAUAGUUUCACAGCAGCAUCAGCCGACAGUGAUACAAAUUAUAGACAUCGAUUAGGUGAAGCGUUAGCUUCGAAUGGAACUGAUAUUAUUUACUAUGAUUACGAACACAAACUGAUUUGUGUAACUGGAACAGACGAAUAUACAAUAGAAUUUCGUCAUGGUUUCGUUGUUGAUUUAUAUUGGUGGGAAAUGAAUAAAGAAUGGUUAAUUCUAAGUGAACAGGGUUUAUAUCGGUGGAAGGCGGGUGAUUCCGAAUAUCACGAAGGUUACGAAUUUUCCAAUGGUGAAAUUGGUUUUCGACGUAUAGCGGUAUCAGGUACAAGCAUAUUUUGUUUAUUUCGAUACAGUCUGAUGAUACUCGAACUAACAAAUUCUAUGCAAAUGAAACGUCUUCAUGCACUUGCACCACCAAAUGGACAAUAUCGACAAUUGGCAGAUAUAUCUGUUCGCAACGUGUCACAGCCCGAUGGAAGCGAAGAAGAAAUCUUAGGUUUAAUUUGGUUCGGUAGUCAGUCAGGUAUUCUUCUCGAAGAACGACUUGUUACAUCUCAUGCAAACAAUGUACGUGAACGAAUAUUUCGUCAUGUUAAUGUACGCAAAGGGCGAUAUGCACGUUUGGCUCCGUACGAUAAUGGUCGAGCCUGGCUAAUUAGUAACACAGGAGCUGAUGUUUUCUGGAUUGUUCAUUAUACUAAUCCAGUUGAUGGUCAAUUUGAAGUUAUGGCAACAUGGGUGAAAGUGAACAGCGGUAUCCCAAUUAAUGCUGUGAGUUCAAAGGAUUCAGCUAUAUGUAUUCGUCUUCGAAACGGCAAAUUAGAAUUUCUCGCCUCGGAACAAUAA